Molecule: messenger RNA, 1567 nt
Organism: Nelumbo nucifera (sacred lotus)
Lineage: Eukaryota; Viridiplantae; Streptophyta; Magnoliopsida; Proteales; Nelumbonaceae
Product: histone-lysine N-methyltransferase SUVR5-like
Molecular function (GO): protein binding
Source: RefSeq, a predicted model, not a curated record
AUCUCUAGCAAGUAGCAAAUUAGCAAUUCAACAAAAAAAAAAAAAAAAAGCGAGAAACCAACCCUUUGUAAAGUCACCUUGCGCCCGCCUGUACCCCGUCCUAGACACCUGAAACAAAAACUGGUAAUUUGUGCCAUCCCUUGCCCAGUUGCCCUUACUGGGGAGGAUUAUCAUAAAACCACCAAUUUCACUGACCAACGUUCAUGGAUCAUGGUCAUGGAUGGACAAAGCCCAAAGGAGAUGUUCGUCCAAGUUCUUCCCCUGCCAUCCUUUUAAAGUAUAGUAGAGGGGAGCAUAACCUCAUACCGGUCAGACGUUUUAUGGCAUUUUAAGUAUUAUCUUAGAGCUAUGGAAGUGCUUUCAUGCUCCAAUGUCAAGUAUGCUGAAGAGUCUAAUCAACCUAAACAGAGUGCAGGGACAACUUUUAUGUGUGGUGGAGAACUGAACUGCCUUGAACCAGGGAAACAAGCUCAGGCAUUUGGUCUGUAUGCAUAAGGUGGAAGACCUUGCACUGAAUGAUGAAGGGCCAGAGAAAGAUAACCAGAUGGAGAUGAAGAGUUCACAAUUGGGCUGUGCUUGCUCACAUUCAACAUGUUAUCCUGAGAAAUGUGACCAUGUAUAUCUUUUCGGUAAUGAUUAUGAAAAUGCCAAGGACAUCUAUGGUAAACCAAUCAGGGGAGAUUUCCAUAUGAUGAACAAGGCCGGAUUAUUUUGGAGGAGGGUUAUCCAGUUUAUGAGUGCAAUUCCAUGUGCAGCUGUGACAGAACUUGCCGGAAUAGGGUAUUGCAGAACGGGGUGCAGGUCAAAUUGGAAGUCUUCAAAACAGAGAAUAGGGGUUGGGCAGUCAGAGCUGGUGAGCCAAUCCUUCAGUGGGACUUUUGUGUGUGAAUACAUUGGGGAGGUUUUGGCUGAUCAAGAGGCAAAUAGAAGGGGCAACAGGUUUGAUAAUGAAGGCUGUAGCUAUUUGUAUGACAUUGAUCCCCACAUCAAUGAUAUUAGUGGAUUGACUGAAGGAGCAGUUCCAUACGUGAUUGAUGCCACAAUACUUGGAAAUGUUUCACGGUUCAUCAACCAUUGUUGCUCGCCCAAUCUUGUGAACUAUCUUGUUCUCGUGGAUAGCAUGGAUUGUCGGCUUGCACAUAUUGGUCUCUAUGCCAGACAAGAUAUAUCUGCAGGUGAGGAAUUGGGAUUUGAUUAUCACUAUAAGUUGCUUCCAGGACAAGGACAUUCUUGCCAUUGUGGUGCUCCUAAUUGCCGGGGCCGCCUAUGUUGAUUGUUGAAUAAGUUACAGUAGACUCAGAAAUUCAAGAUCUCUACCCAACCAGAACAAGGGUGGUUUCUGAUUUUUGGAGUCGACAACAGGAAUAUGAAAAUUCUGGGUGAUGGUCAAUAAUCAUCUCCCCUUUGCCAGAGGAAACUUGAUCCAAUGGACCAUUACCACGAAUGCAUAUUUCAUCAUAUUGAACAAGCAAGCUUUGAUUCACGUUUCAUAAUCAUCAUCAUCAUCACCAUCAUCAUCUAAGCCUUUGCCAUUUUGUUUUAAUGUCACAAUUCAUUUCAGGCAGUA